Messenger RNA from Nannizzia gypsea CBS 118893, 669 nucleotides. RefSeq lists its product as hypothetical. The record is from RefSeq and is a predicted model, not a curated record. The transcript is spliced from 4 exons. The coding region runs from base 1 to 669 and encodes 222 amino acids. Lineage: Eukaryota; Fungi; Ascomycota; Eurotiomycetes; Onygenales; Arthrodermataceae.
AUGGUGUACUACUUUACGUCAAAUACGGUGACUCCUGCAGCGUUCAUAUAUGUUGGCAAAGACAAGGUUGAAAACGAAGAUCUGAUCAAGCAUGGCCUUGAGAAUGACUUUCAUGUCGACAAUCUGUCAAGUGCCCACGUCUACCUUCGACUCCGGAAAGGCGAAAGCUGGGAAAAUAUACCCCAGGAGCUGCUCGAGGACUGCGCACAGCUGACCAAGGCAAAUUCUAUCGAAGGCACCUGGUGGCAGCAUCGAUUGACGAAAGCAGGCAACAAAAAGGACAAUGUGACUGUGAUAUACACUCCAUGGUCUAACUUACACAAGACCGCGGCUAUGGCCACGGGCCAGGUCUCCUUCCACAACCCCAAGCUCACACGCAAGGUCUUUGUACCUCAAAGACAGAAUCCCAUUGUCAAUCGGCUGAACAAGACUCGGGUUGAAAAGUUCCCCGACCUCAGGGCCGAGAAGGAAGAGUACCUGGCACAGUGUAGAAAAGAGGAACGCAAGGCCAGGGAAGAGAAGAAGGCACUGGAUAAGAAGGAACGCAAAGAAAGGGAAGAGCUACGGUGGCAGAAGGAACACGCCUACGACGAUCUCAUGAGCCCAGAGAGCGUUCAGCAAAGUAACAACCAGGAUCGAGGGGAAGACUUUUUAGAUGACUUUAUGUGA